CAUCUUCGAUGCCGAACCCAUCCAUGUGUUGUGUCGUUCAUCCCUCGCGGGCACCUUCGUAAUGAAUCGCACCCUUUGUGCACUUGUCUUAGGGAUUUGGUGUCUAGGUACUUGCGCUGCCGCGGCUAAACUACCCUUCCUCUAUGAGAUCGAGCGGCCAGAAGUCUAUCACCAGGUCAAACCAGUCGCGGCACCGAGUACGAGCAGCAACGUUCGACCAACUUUGCCGAAAUGCGACACAAAAUACCGCAACGGAACUUACCCGGUUAUGAAUCCAGUGUUCUGCGACCAAUUCUACUACUGCGAUAAUGGCAAAAUCAAAGCCUUCCAAUGCGACGAUGGAUUUGCCUACACUCCCUACAAGGGCUGCAAACUCGUGCACACGGUCGAUUGCUCCAAGCGUCCUCGGCUUCAAAUCCCUCGGGGAACGGCACCCUGCCGGCGGCGGAACGAGAUCCGGGCGGAUCCUGCCGGCUGCGGUCGCUUCGUCGUGUGCGAGAACAACAAGGCGUCCCUGGGGCGCUGCCCGCCUCAGCAGUCCUUCGACGACGUCAACAAGACGUGCAGGGCCCAGACCAACGAGGACCGCGUCAACUGCGCCCCGCAACUCCCGCCGCGACCCGUCGAGGCCCCGAAACCCAACCGGACGGACAUCCCUUCCAUCGUCGUCCCUAGUGUCCCUGACGUCGUAUCGGCGGUCGCUCAGUCCGCUCAGUCCGCUCUCCAAGUCAUCAAUCUCAUCCCUUCCCGCCCACUGAGUAUUUCCUUCCAGACUUCUCGCCCAGCCACGAGUCAGGAGCUAAACUUAACGGAGAGGCCUUCGAAACCAUCUCCAGCAGUUCAGCAACCACAACAUACUGAAACGGUGCAGCCGACAACGCAGUCGCCCACAACGCUCAGGCCUCCUGCCUCCGUAUCCGCUGAAAUCUCCUUCUCUUCACACCCCCUUCAGAGUGCACCGCAAGCCCCAAUUGGUUGUCCCUCAACUCCGUGUGACCCGGCGCUUUCGAACUGGCGAUGUCCGGAGGAGACCUAUCUCCAAUUCGGAGACCAUGCUCGCUACCCGUACCUGGACUCGUGUGACAAGUUCAUAAUCUGCUACCGAGACCGCUCGUACCGUGUGGCUGGAUGCGAGGCUGGACGAGCCUUCAACCGCCUCACCAAAGUCUGCGUACCUCGACGCGAAAUCCCUGGCUGCAGUGGUACCGCAAGGUGAACCCCUCAGAAUGAG
Molecule: messenger RNA, 1231 nt
Organism: Bemisia tabaci
Lineage: Eukaryota; Metazoa; Arthropoda; Insecta; Hemiptera; Aleyrodidae
Cellular component (GO): extracellular region
Molecular function (GO): chitin binding
Source: RefSeq, a predicted model, not a curated record